AUGUUUCUUUGGGAUUGGGUUACCGGCGUCCUGGGAUAUUUAGGCUUGUGGAAAAAAUCAGGAAAGUUACUAUUCCUUGGUUUAGAUAAUGCUGGAAAAACUACUCUAUUACAUAUGUUGAAAGAUGAUCGUUUGGCCCAACACACUCCAACAUUGCAUCCAACAUCUGAAGAAUUAUCCGUUGGAAACAUAAAAUUCACAACAUUUGAUUUGGGUGGCCAUUCUCAAGCAAGAAAAGUAUGGAAAGAUUAUUUCCCUGCUGUAGAUGCAAUUGUAUUUUUGGUAGAUGCUUGUGACAAAUCUAGAAUUAUGGAAAGUAAAAAUGAAUUAGAUUCGUUAUUGCUUGAUGAAUCUUUAUCUAACUGCCCCGUACUUGUCCUUGGUAACAAAAUUGAUAGACAAGGUGCAUUGAAUGAACAAGAAUUAAGAACUUAUUUUGCAUUGAACCAAACAACUGGAAAAGCUAGAGUACCCAGAACAGAUCUUCCAGGUCGUCCUUUAGAAGUUUUCAUGUGUUCUGUAUUGAAACGUCAUGGUUAUGGAGAAGGGUUCAGAUGGCUGGCACAAUAUAUUGAUUAA
Macrosiphum euphorbiae (potato aphid) is the source of this 579-nucleotide messenger RNA. The record is from the annotation of a GenBank genome assembly. Lineage: Eukaryota; Metazoa; Arthropoda; Insecta; Hemiptera; Aphididae.